Molecule: messenger RNA, 5503 nt
Organism: Oncorhynchus tshawytscha (Chinook salmon)
Lineage: Eukaryota; Metazoa; Chordata; Actinopteri; Salmoniformes; Salmonidae
Product: zinc finger protein 704
Biological process (GO): regulation of transcription by RNA polymerase II
Cellular component (GO): nucleus
Molecular function (GO): DNA-binding transcription factor activity; RNA polymerase II cis-regulatory region sequence-specific DNA binding
Source: RefSeq, a predicted model, not a curated record
GAGUUUAGAGGGAACAGUCAGGAAAACAAACAGGUCGAACGAAGAAAUAUCAGUAACCGGUCUGUUGAAGAGGUUAUUUCACGGGGAAUGGUUUGUUUUCAUGCAUUUGUUAAUCCAUGCAUGUAGUUUUUUCUACACAUAUUCGUGCUUUCGAAUAUCGUUAGUUUUGACCCGUGCUAGCAGCAGAGUAUGUUGCCGCUUUCUAACAUUUGGUUAGGGUUUAUGGAGCACGUAGUCUAUCCGCUGCGGUGUUGUGUUUUUCAUGUCAGUGUUUAUCAAUUCUAACUCGACGUCCAUAGAUAGACAUUGACCACAUUCCGCUUUAAAUUCGGUGCUAAAUAUUGAUCGCUAUGCAUACGAGGCGUUUAGUGAAGCGUUCAAUCCUGGGGAGCCGGGUGUAUGCGCCGAGUCCGACUGGGGACGGGGCUCCGUUGACAGGACUGGUACAGGCUGUCAAGCAGGAAAACAGAGACGUUUCAACCGGACCUCGGCGUAACGUCUACACGGUACUAAUGCAAGACGGAAGCCUGAAAGAAUUCUCCGAGGACGAGAUAGCCGUGGGCUUCAACCAAACGACCGCGAAAGGACCGCUCAAAUCCAGCUUGAAGCAGAGCUCCAGUAACGGCCGGGGGGACGGGACUCCAAACCAGGGCCAGAACGGGGAGGCCAACUCCCUGAGCCCAGAUGCGGUGGAGGGGGAGCGGGCAGUGGAUGGCAGGAGGACAGGGCGCACCUUGGAGGGUCCUGAGAGGGACCACACCCGCUCUGUCUCCCUGCUGGACCAGAAACGUAAGGUGGUGUCAUCCAGCAUCGAUGUGCCCCAUGCCAGGAAGUCAGAGGAGGAAGUGGACAUGGACAAGGUGACAGCUGCCAUGGUUCUGACCAGCCUGUCCAGCAGUCCACUGGUCAGGAGCCCCCCAGUCAAAGUCAGCGAGGGUCUGAAUGGCUCGUGGAAGGAGAGUGGUGGGCUUCACCCCUCCAGUUACAGCAGUAGUGGCUAUUGGAGCUGGAGCGGCCCUAGUGACCAGUCCAACCCGUCCACCCCCUCCCCACCGCUAUCUGCAGACAGCUUCAAGCCCUUCCGCAUGUCCAGCGUCAACGGCCCGCCCCCCGACGACGCCAUCGACGAACAGGAUGGCAGCAGCCUGCUCUUCGACGAGCCAAUCCCACGCAAGCGCAAGAACUCCAUGAAGGUGAUGUUUAAGUGUCUGUGGAAAAACUGUGGGAAGGUUCUGAGCACGGCUGCUGGGAUACAGAGACACAUCCGGACCGUUCACCUGGGGCGUAACUGUGACUCUGACUGCAGUGACGGAGAGGAGGAUUUCUACUACUCGGAGAUCAAACUCAACACAGACUCAGUGGCUGACGGUCUGAGUAGCCUGUCCCCCGUCUCCCCCUCCGUACUCUCCCCCAUCUCUCCCCCCCAUGACCACCACAGACGACCCCCUGCAGAGGGCAGCAACGGGACCAAUGGGAACAAGGAUAAUCACAGCCACACCCACUCCAACAGCACGCCCCUCAGUCGCUCUGCCCCCAGCGCCCUCUACCUCAUCCACGCAGAGCACGCUUACCAGGCCACAGCUCCAGUCACCAUCCCCUUCUCUGGCUCUGCUGCCUCAGGCUCUGCUGCCUCCACCUCCUUCACCCCCAGCAGCAGCUCGACCUUCAGUAUCUCCUGGCAGUCACCUCCUGUCACCUUCACUGGCACUGCUGCAUCUCCCACCCACAGUCGGACACAGAGCUUUGGGGAGCAGCGGUCCCAGACAAUAGCAGUCCUCUCCUCCCCUCCCAGAGCCACUGGCUCACUCAGCCGUAAGUCCCGUGGCGAGGGUAAGAAGUGUCGUAAAGUGUACGGGAUGGAGAACAGGGACAUGUGGUGCACUGCCUGUCGAUGGAAGAAAGCCUGCCAGAGAUUUACCGACUGAACCAACCAAGUAACCGACCAACCGUGAGGGUUCCCCGUGGGAACCAGGGAUGUUCCUUUCUGUUCCCGUCCUACGCAUGCGUUGUCACUCCAAAACCAACGUUGUCACACCCUUCUACAGUCCUGGUCCACUCCACCCCAACCAUAACCCGACCCCUCCUGACCCACCCCAGCAGGACCAAGGGGGUGGAGCCUCCUACUGUUCUGAGUAUAUCCCAAGCUAACUCCAGCUCCCUCCCAAGACUUCCAACCGGGGAACAAAAAUAACCUCCGACCUAAUUGUCAGGUCAGCCAUGAAGGGACCAGAAAAGAGGCAAAUUUUGUUCCAGAACAUCUCAGUAUUUAAAAAAAAUUGAGAAUGGGCUUUUUUUUGCUUUGAGAGAAGGUCAUAAUAAAAAGAGAACAGGGAAAAAUCAUUGUUUCCCAUGUAGACUCCUUCUUUCCCCACUGGCCUGCUUCUUCUACUGGGUGCUCUGGAUCUCUACAACCACAGGCCCCCUCUCUUCCCCGUCCUCACCCCAGGGAAUGUAUCUUGUGUCUGGACUCGGCAGGGGGAAGAGGGAGGGGUGGAUAGCACCCCCUAGUGGGGUUAAAUGGAUCAAUGCAACAACAGCAAAAAUACAAAUACACAUUCGGGGUGCAGAACAGACCAACCUUGCCAGCAGCAAUGAGCCCUACACCCCAACACUGCAUCACAACCACAACACAGGACCACACAGUUUUCUAUCUACAUUUUAUAUAUAUAUCCAGUUGACUGAAGCUAAAAAGGGUCAUUUUCUUUCAGGGAGUGUUGAUCAAAAGAAAGGAAACAUUUCAAUAUAGUUAUUUACAGUGAGGGUUUUGGUCACAUGAUAUUUACUUGCAACCAAAAAGGUUAUUUGUAAUUUUUUUUUAGGUGCCAUUUUCCCUAAUGUUGUUAUUUCUCUGUAUCUAUUCUUCUUGGUGUAUUGAAAGCACAAAAGGACUGUUUUUGCUCACUAAGAACUCAAAACAUUACACCCCUCCCACACACUUUGGGGCAAAACAAUCAACCGACUUAAAAUGGGUCUGCAUACAAGUUCUCCUCUUCUUCCAUCCGGAGUUAGUUCGUAUUUCUAACGGUUUGUUUACGGGCGCCAUACUUUACCAAAGCCCGUAGGUCCCCAAAGCCCGUAGGUCCCCAAAGCCCGUAGGUCCCCAAAGCCCGUAGGUCCCCAAAGCCCGUAGGUCCCCAAAGCCCGUAGGUCCCCAAAGCCCGUAGGUCCCCAAAGCCCGUAGGUCCCCAAAGCCCGUAGGUCCCCAAAGCCCGUAGGUCCCCAAAGCCCGUAGGUCCCCAAAGCCCGUAGGUCCCCAAAGCCCGUAGGUCCCCAAAGCCCGUAGGUCCCCAAAGCCCGUAGGUCCCCAAAGCCCGUAGGUCCCCAAAGCCCGUAGGUCCCCAAAGCCCGUAGGUCCCCAAAGCCCGUAGGUCCCCAAAGCCCGUAGGUCCCCAAAGCCCGUAGGUCCCCAAAGCCCGUAGGUCCCCAAAGCCCGUAGGUCCCCUAUCCGCUCAAUUUUCCCUUUCCUUUCCAAUACCAAAAGUGAAGCAAGAACUUUUAUUGUAUGUGUGUGACGUGAAUGAACAGUUGUAAAGGCGGUUCCUGUUGGGUCGGGGUGAACAUCUCACUCUCUCUCACCCUACUCACUCUUGUGUUGACCUUCCAGGUCUGAGAGAAUAGUGGUGAAGUAAGCAUGGUAACAUCACCUGUACCAUACUGUGGCCGGUCCAGCCCAGACCUCCUUGUUGGAAAAUGGGAAGCUUUUUGGGAGAUUUCUUUAACUCGGCACACUGCACUCACUCCAGCUCGGCCAGCACAUCACUCUAUGGGCUUCAUAAGUAGGAAGAAACUGUGUGAUUGAUGGGUGGCAGAGGCCGGUCCACUGGUGCAGCUACCUGAUUGGUUAUGUGGACCUGGCUGUCCCCACCCACUCCACUUCCUCCUGAUGAGACUGGCCACCUGGUUGGCUUGGACGCGGGAGGUUGACUCACUUUGAAAGGGACAUUACUGUACGUGGUAGAUUAUGAACUCUUACGGAAUCACUCUGUUGUCACCUAGCUAGUUCUCUCUGUCUGUCUGCUCAGACACUCUGGCUGUUCUAAGGCUGCCCACCGCAAGCCUUCUUCCAAAGUGUGGACUUGCACAUUUCCGGUCAUGGAUUUAACAAUGGUGUGAACUCUCUCCUGCCAGUUUUUUACACCAAUCCUAUGCUUUUAAAUCCAUGAAUGCACAUUUUGGGACACAGCCUGAAACUCUUAUAUGAAGGUCAAUAUAACAAGGUCAAAGAAGUACACACAAAGAAAGAAGUCAACACACAGUCCAACACCAGCUAUAUAAACACACUAGUAAACCCACUCUGUUCACAACCCAGCUUCCUCCGUACCUCCUCCGGGAUUAUAUAGCCUUUAUUUCUCUCAACCCUUUUCUAUUUUUGUCUUUUUAUCAGAAUGUUUAUGUAGAUGGAGCUCUGAUUUGACUGUUUAUUAAGUUAAAUGUUAUCCACUUUCUAUCCUCCACCCAAUGGACGAGUUCAGUAUAACGCCAAGAAGGGUGACCAUAGUUUAAGUGUUAUAUCAUUCAUUCAAGUGUAGGCUAAACCAAUGUUGUCGACAUGGUAUGGCCUCGGUCGUACAUUCAAAGUCACUGUGCUUUUAAAUCAUGUCAUUGGAGUUUCUGCAAGAUUAAACUAUAUUUAGAUCAGUGAUGGGCACCUGGUAGCCCACUGCCCCCCUUCUGAAGGACCUCGGAUACAUUUUUGGGGGAACUCAGUCGGGUCUCAACUUACUGUUGAGAGUUAGAAUAGUAGAAUACACCAGGUGCAAUUUCAACAUGUGGUUGUGCAUCAGCAGUUUUUCUCUUGUUAUGUCAGUCACUCAGUCACUCAAUUAGCCCAUAUCAGCUCAAAUGUUUAGCGACCAGUUAUCUAGACUUGUUAUCAUGGUGGAAUGACUGGCCGGGGGCUCCUCCAUUGAUUUUGUUAGUCAGUCUCACUCAGAUAUAUCAUAUUAAAUCCUGCAAACAUUUCUCUCCACACUAUGGCAAAAUGUCUAGAAUUGCAGGAAAUUAGAUGCAAAACAUCAAAAUCUUCUCUUGCCCCAUGGCAAAAUGUCUAGAAUUGCACGAAACUCACAUAAAAAAAAAUCUCUCUCCUCUGUCAAGAAUGUUUUGCUCGCGGUGUGGGGGGGUAUGGAUGUUUGUACGCAGACCCCCCACCAUCAUCAUCGUUGCCCAUCCUGACCCAGAGGAUCUAAAACUGCCAUUUUAUUAUGUCAACAGAUUGUGGUUUAAAAAAGCCUCAUGUACACAUGCUUACGGAGGAACAGAUGGAUCUGUCUGUUCUACUGCUAAAGGAAGACUGUGGUUAUUGUAACCCUGCAGCUCUUAGGAGAAUACUGUCAGCUUGUUUUGUUACAGUAGGUGAACCCCACAACCUAAUCUCUCUCUCUCUCUCUCUGUCUCUGUCUCUCUCUCACACACACACACACACUGUAACCCUCUAUAAUAUCUAUCUGCCAGUGUCAUUUAGCAGUUGGAGAAAGACACCUGAUUAAAAACCUUUGUCUUA